AUGGUUUCAGCAAACAAAGAUGAGCUUUUAGUAUGUCCUUUGGAAAAUGGAUUUAUGGGAAAUAUAAAUUCUGUAAAGAAUGGACCAAAAAAUCAUUUAAAUGAAGAAUCUUCGCCAAAAAAUAUACCAUGUUUGAGUUUCAAAGAACAUGGAGAAAGCUUGGAGAAAAAAAUGACAAGGUCAAGAAGAGUUUUUUCUUUAAUACAUGCUUUAAAAAGACGAACUCAAGAGCUUUCAACAUCAAAUAAGAUAGUUCGACAUGCUGCAGAGGAUUCUGAUACAUUUGAUGGCCCAUUUAGUUUAAUUGAAGGAGACAAUAGCAAGAUAGACGCGAAAACAGUAAAUACAGAUAUUUCCGAAAAGUAUCUUGGAAAUAAUUAUGCAAAAGUGGAGAGUGAAACAAGUGAAAGCACUAAAAGUAACGUAAAAACAUCGCCUACAACGCUCUCAACAGCUACACCGACAGCUACGUCGAAAAAUAGGUCAAAGUCGUCAAGUACAGCGUUUGCAGAAAGUAUAACUCCAAUUUUCAUUGGAACCACGUUUACAACGACUCUUUCUGAAACAACAACUACAACUCCUGUAGAAACAUUUGCGCCGGUUCGCCACCAUUCACAUUCUCGCAGUAAUACGUAUACUGUUAUAGGGAUUUCAGCAAUUGUGAUUUUUAUUGUUAUUGUCACUAUUGUUUUGAUUAUUUUUGGUGUAAGACGUUCAUUGAGAAGGCAAGAAGCAUUUGAAGAUAUGCUUUAUCGAAAUGAGAUGAAUGCUCAUGCAAAAUUGGUUGCAGAAGGAUCUACACCGGUUUCAGAAAAGAUGAGAUCAGGAUCGCCAAAUUCUUUUUCUACAUCAAUACCUUUUAUGGACUACCAGUAUUCUGAUAAUCGGUUAUCAAGAGCGGAAUAUUUCCAUGACUCUAAUAAGACUUAUGGUGUUCAAAAUACUCCAAGAGUUGAAGAUCAUAAUUUAGGUGAUUCAUCAGCAAAGCAUUAUCAUAGCAAUUCGCAGACGGCUAAUGGAUGGUCUCCUAUGCAACAUAUGGGACAUCCUACAUAUUAUAAUCAUUUAGGGCAUCCAGUACGUUCUUUUUCCAUGUCUUCUAGACCAAAAGAUUAUAUAAGGUCUCGUUAUUUAUCACAUAAUACACCUAUUUUUGAUAAUCCUUUUCAGCAUGAUCAGUUGCGAUCUGGGAGUCAUAAUGAUAACAGUCCUAGUGUCGCAGAAGCUGUUUCUAAUCAAUCAAAGUUAUGUUUUGGGUGCUCUCAGGAACAAAAUAAAGGCUAUUUUACACCAACACAAACUAAAUCAAAGCCUUUUGACUCUCAUAUGAGUAAUAGGUUUUCCAACUAUCCGGUUUUACAUAAUUCUCAAAUAAUGCAUACUCCACAAUCAAAUGUUUUUUCUUUAAAUCAUACAAAUUACUACCAUACUCCAUUAUCUAUGCAAACUGAAGCUGUCAGUUUUGAUACUGCAAAUACGCAUUUCUCUGAUACAUCAAAUACGUUAUCUUCGCCUUUAUCUGCUUAUCAAAACUCAGGAGCUUUUUCAUCAGAACAAAAUUCCAGCUUUACAGUUGAUUUAACUCCUCCAGAAUCAUUGCAUAUAAAAGAAAAUAAAGUAGAUCUCGAGCUUGAUUUAGGUACUGAAAAAAUAUUUAAGACAGAUAAGAAUACUUUAAAACAAAACUCUAUUCGUACACCUAGUAUCAAUGCUUCUGUCGAUAUUUGGGCCGAAAAAAAGAAAAAGCUUUUGGAUUUAACAAAUAAUUUAAAUGGUCACUCAAACAAUCCUACAAAUACUACAAUACGUAUGAACCAUAGAUAG
Molecule: messenger RNA, 1824 nt
Organism: Pneumocystis jirovecii RU7
Lineage: Eukaryota; Fungi; Ascomycota; Pneumocystomycetes; Pneumocystales; Pneumocystaceae
Exons: 1
Coding region: 1-1824 (607 amino acids)
Source: RefSeq, a predicted model, not a curated record